This is a messenger RNA of Clupea harengus (Atlantic herring), 1236 nucleotides long. RefSeq lists its product as uncharacterized. Gene Ontology annotation, molecular function: zinc ion binding; DNA-(apurinic or apyrimidinic site) endonuclease activity; DNA binding. The record is from RefSeq and is a predicted model, not a curated record. Gene Ontology annotation, biological process: base-excision repair. Gene Ontology annotation, cellular component: mitochondrion; nucleus. Lineage: Eukaryota; Metazoa; Chordata; Actinopteri; Clupeiformes; Clupeidae.
UAGCCUGCUGCCAGCAAUAGCUAGCCAGUUUCAAGGCAGCUUUCAAACCAACAGGCUAACAGAUCCUCGCUACACACCGACAGAGAUGGGACCAAAAAAGAGAGGGGCGAGGAAGAGAAAGGCAGAGACGGAGACCAAAAUAGAGAAGCCAGAUGAGUCAGGUGGAGGUGUGCCCUUUGAGCACAAGACAAGCCAAGGAAACAAGAACGGGAGAGAGGGGAAGAACAAGUACAUUGGAGCGCACGUUUCCAUAGCAGGAGGUAUAUGGAAAGCUGUGGAGGCCAGUGUGGAAAUGAAGGGUCGCAGUUUUGCCCUGUUCCUGGGAUCUCAGCGCUCCUGGCAAAGACCCCCUCUGGACAACGCAGCAGCAGUUAAAUUUCAGGAGGCAUGCAGCUCCCACGGCUUCAACCCAAACCAUGUCCUACCACAUGGGUCCUAUCUGAUGAACUGUGGCUCACCCAAGCAAGAUGUGUUUGAGAAGAGCCAGGCCAUGUUGGUGGACGAGCUCAGCAGAUGCAGAGCUCUUGGACUCACUCAAUUUAACCUGCACCCGGGGGCGGCCAUGGGCUCCACCACGGAGCAGUGCCUGGACAGGAUUGCACAGGCCAUAAACCACGCUCACCAACAAAUCCCCUCCGUCACCACAGUGCUGGAGAAUAUGAGUGGUCAGGGCAGCACCAUUGGAGGUCAGUUCAGUGAGCUGAAGGGUAUAAUUGACCGGGUGCACGAUCAAUCGCGGGUCGGGGUGUGCUUGGACACAUGCCAUGCUUUUGCUGCAGGAUAUGACAUAUCUGUGUCUGGUGGGGUGAAGUCCAUGUUAGAGGAGUUUGACAAGGUGGUGGGACUGCAUUACCUCCGAGCUAUCCAUCUCAAUGACUCCAAAGGUAAACUGGGUUGUCAUCUUGACCGGCACGAGGAUAUUGGGCAUGGCCAGAUAGGCCUACAAGCAUUCCGUGAGCUAGUGAAUGAGCCUCUGCUGGACAACAUUCCUCUGAUCUUAGAGACCCCUGGGCGACCAGGCUUUGAGUAUGCUGAACAGAUUGAGUUGCUGUACUCCCUCUGUGAGGACUAAAGACCUGCUGAGAGAGAGGCCCUUCUUUGAGCCUCCCACCACUUCCCUGACACCUCCACUGAUCUUGACCAGUACUCUUCUGAAGCAUUACUUUGUUUUGUAUUUGUUAUAAUUUCUGUUAUAUGUGUUCUUCUCAAGUUCAUAAAAGAAUGAGAUUUUUGUAA